Messenger RNA from Penicillium pulvis, 1791 nucleotides. Its product is annotated as GMC family oxidoreductase. The coding region runs from base 1 to 1791 and encodes 596 amino acids. NCBI's taxonomy places the organism in Eukaryota, Fungi, Ascomycota, Eurotiomycetes, Eurotiales, Aspergillaceae. The transcript is spliced from 5 exons. Gene Ontology annotation, biological process: secondary metabolite biosynthetic process. The record is from RefSeq and is a predicted model, not a curated record. Gene Ontology annotation, molecular function: oxidoreductase activity, acting on CH-OH group of donors; flavin adenine dinucleotide binding.
AUGUUCCUCUCUAUCUUCCAUCUGGCAGAAGCUAUCCUUGCGGUCCUCUUCAGUAUUGUCGUCUUCAACACAUGGGGCUCUCGAGAUGCAACGUUCGACUAUGUGGUUGUUGGUGGAGGCGCAGCGGGUAUCACCGUUGCUGCACGGCUGGUCGAACACGGUUCUCGAGUUGCACUCGUGGAAGCAGGUGGCUAUUACGAGAUUAAGCACCCCAUUUCUCGAAUACCGGGGGCUGCUAUUCUAGGUAUCGGCGCCGAUCCAAAGAUGUCAUCAUCUGUCGACUGGGGCUUCGUGGUCCAUGGGGGUACAGGUGUAGGCUAUCGCGAUAUUCACUACCCCAGGGGAAAGUGUAUGGGUGGAUCGUCCGCUGUAAACUUCAUGAUAUACCAACGGCCGUCGAAGGAUGCCAUGAGCAGAUGGGCUGAGCUUACUGAUGACUCCAGCUACCUGUUUGAACAUAUAUUUCCAUUCUACCGGCGAACAACCAACUUCACACGUCCUCAAAAUAGAGCAGGACUAUACAACGAAUCUGCCUUCAGCUCUUUGGGCGGUCCUUUGCACGUAUCGUAUCCGGAAUCUCCCAUGCCAUUUUCUGAAUGGGCACAGGCGGCUUUCACAGAGGCUGGAAUACCUGAAGUAGAGGAUUUCAAUAGCGGCUCAAUUCUUGGUCACCAGUUCUGCACGAUGACAAUACGAGCAACCGAUCAAACAAGAAGCAGCUCCGAGUCUGCAUUUAUAGGAGCGUCACAUUACAGUGAUUUGACGAUAUAUCAGAAGACCCUGGCAGACAAGAUUUUGUUCAAUAAUCAAAGUCGAGCGAUCGGGGUAAGAGUCAAGCAAUUUAAGGCGCACACUUUGAAAGCACGAAAAGAGGUUAUUAUCUCCGCAGGCGCAAUUCAAUCCCCGCAACUCCUGAUGGUUUCCGGCAUCGGCCCCGCGGAUAUACUUCAAAAGUAUGGGAUCCAAAUCAUUGCCGACCGUCCUGGCGUGGGUCAAAAUAUGUGGGAUCAUGUUUUCUUUGGACCAUCGUACCCAGUCGCUGUGAAAACCUUCACCGGGAUGACGCAGAGCAAAGAUGAGCUUUUAACCCAGGUUCUGUAUUGGAUUUUUUGGCAUAGAGGAUUCUUGACGAAUCCAUCAACGGACUACAUUGCAUUUGAAAAGCUUCCACUGGCAUACCGAUCGAUUCUCUCCUCUCAAGAUGAGGAAGCUCUUUCCUGGUUUCCUGCAGAUUGGCCCGAGGUAGAGUAUUUGGCGGCCGCUGCUUAUGUGGGCAACUACUCGAACCCCUUUGGGCAGCAACCUGUGAAGGGUCAAUAUGGAAGCAUUGUUGCCACUCUCGUCGCACCCACCUCACGCGGGAAUGUCACUAUACGAUCGCCAGAUAUGACUGAACCACCGAUCAUCAAUCCAAAUUGGCUGGAGACUGAGACCGACCAAAGGAUUGCAAUUGCCUCCUACAGGCGAAUCCGGGAGAUAUUCAAAACCGCCGUCAUGAAGUGCGUUCUUACUGGAACAGAGCUUUUUCCGGGGCCCCAGGUUGAAACGGACGAGGAGAUACUCGAAGUGGUCAAGCAGUCGGUGAUGACCAUUUACCAUGCUGCCUGUACUUGCAAAAUGGGGGUCCAAAAUGACACUAUGGCAGUCGUUGAUAAUCGUGCAAGAGUUUUCGGGGUGUCCGGACUGAGAGUAGUUGAUGCCAGUGCUUUCCCGUUUUUACCUCCGGGUCAUCCUCAAUCCACUGUUUAUAUGCUGGCCGAAAAGAUUGCAGCUGACAUUGCAGCCUCGUGA